AUGGCUUCUACCCCCAACAGAGAUCGAAAGGGAAAACGACCUGCUGUUCCAGAGGACUACCCAUUCUUCUGUGUAAGGCUUCUCGAGCUCGAUGAUAUCAUAGAAGGGAGGAAGGAACUUUCAGCUGCAGCUGUGAAGAAGUAUGGACAUCAAAUGGGGGAUCACAUAUUCCUCAAAGUUCCAAACUGGGAAGAACCUUGGAAAGUAAAGUUGAGUAAGUCACCAUGUGGUAACCAUAUGUGGUUAGAGGAGGGGUGGAAAGCAUUUACUCAGUUUUACUUGCUUGAAGAAGGUGAGCUCUUGGUGUUCAACUAUGAUGGCGACCAUUCUCAUUUCCGAGUACGCAUCAUAGGUUGGGAUGAUAUGGAAAUCCACUACCCUAGUCCUGGUAUGUUUUUAGAAAAUGUUCUUAUGCUUCUGUUAAUUUGCAAGAUGUAUGCACACCGGUGUGUAACAGGAAAUGAAGUCAGAGCCGUGAUAAUUUCCUCCGGAUCCUCCGGUGAUGAACAGGAAAAUGAAGCUAGAGUCAUUGCCAUUUCAUCUGGAUCGUCUGGUGAUGAACAUGAGAUUGAAGCUAGAGCAAAAUAA
This is a messenger RNA of Fragaria vesca subsp. vesca, 588 nucleotides long. RefSeq lists its product as uncharacterized. Bases 1 to 588 code for a protein of 195 amino acids. Lineage: Eukaryota; Viridiplantae; Streptophyta; Magnoliopsida; Rosales; Rosaceae. The record is from RefSeq and is a predicted model, not a curated record. Gene Ontology annotation, molecular function: DNA binding. The transcript has 2 exons.